AUGGACUGGAUAAAUAAAGUUAGGUUCUUACAACCCCCGAUUGAUCAACCCGAAAUGGUAUACCAGAUUCUGUCGCACUACGCUUUCCAUGUAGCAGUCGCUCUCCGUGGUUUACGCAUUACCACCACCAAUGAUCUCAUACAACAGCUUUCUCAUUUUCAACAAGCCCACUCCAAUCGAAACCUUCAGCCCCAUCAAAAUCAAACCUCUUCCCCUCAGCAAAAUUCAUAUCACCAGUCUUCAAGUUCACCACGCUACAAUCAAUACCCUCCCCGUCAAAACAAUUACUCCCCUCGUUUCAAUAAUUACAAUAGACCUCAAACGGAUAACACUCAAAAUCAAUCGUCACCCCCAUCACCAGACCAGGCCACUUCCCCUUCGGGAAACUAG
Messenger RNA from Macrosiphum euphorbiae (potato aphid), 390 nucleotides. The record is from the annotation of a GenBank genome assembly. NCBI's taxonomy places the organism in Eukaryota, Metazoa, Arthropoda, Insecta, Hemiptera, Aphididae.